Grus americana (Whooping crane) is the source of this 1531-nucleotide messenger RNA. It is a transcript of the gene ZBTB22, whose product is annotated as zinc finger and BTB domain containing 22. Gene Ontology annotation, biological process: regulation of transcription by RNA polymerase II. The record is from RefSeq and is a predicted model, not a curated record. Gene Ontology annotation, molecular function: RNA polymerase II cis-regulatory region sequence-specific DNA binding; protein binding; DNA-binding transcription factor activity, RNA polymerase II-specific. The transcript has 2 exons. Lineage: Eukaryota; Metazoa; Chordata; Aves; Gruiformes; Gruidae. The coding region runs from base 71 to 1531 and encodes 486 amino acids.
GGAGCACCAAGAUGGCGGCGGCGGCGCCCUGAGCCCCAGAGCGCGGGAGCGUCGCCGCCGGGGCAGCACCAUGGAGGCCUCGUGCGGCGGCGGCGGUGGCGGCGGUGGUGGCGGCGGUUUGGUCCACGUUGACUUCCCGGAGAUCACCAGCGCCUUGUUGGCCAACCUCAACCAACAACGGGUGGAGGGGAAGCUCUGUGACAUCUCCAUCCACGUCCAAGGACGGGUUUUCCGCGCUCACCGCGCCGUUUUGGCGGCUUCCUCACCGUACUUCCACGACCAGGUCUUGUUGAAGAACAUGACCUCCAUCGUCUUACCCAACGUGAUGGAUCCAGGCGCCUUCGAAACCGUCUUGGGUUCCGCCUACACCGGUCAUCUCACCAUGGCGCCUGAGGAGAUCGUUAACUUCUUGACGGUCGGCAGCGUCCUCCAGAUGUGGCACAUCGUUGACAAGUGCACCGAGCUCCUCAAAGAAGGUCGGGCCACCUCGGCGCCAUCCGGACCUUCCUCUUCCUCCUCUUCUUCUUCUUCUUCCUCCUCGUCCUUGCGCGCCCAUUCCAGUCGUACCAGCGACAACCAGUCUCCCAGCAGCAGCAACUACUUCAGCCCCCGUGACGCUACCGAGGGGACUGACCCCCCCAAAUAUCCACCCCGGGGGGUCCCCGAGGAGGUGGGGAAGGGAGGAACCGGUGACCUGCUGGAGGCGGAGGAAGGCAGCGAGGACGGCGAAGGCGGUCGACGUCCCCUCUACGUCCAACCGAGCAUCGUCCCUCAAAAACAAUGGGUCUACGUCAAACAGGAAUGGUUGCAGGAAGAUCUGGUCCUCACCUGCGAGGAAGACGAAGAUCCGGUGGAAGGACCGGCCCGAGGGACCGAAGGACCUUCUCGUGUCGCCGUCUCCCGUCCCGCCGCCCCCAAGCUGGAGGAACAAGUGAACUUCUGCGAAUCCUCCGAGGAUUUCCCAUCGCCCUACGAAACCUUGGAAGAUACCGGAGGUCCCGGUUCCUUCCCGCCCCGUUCCCUCCUUCCCAUGGACAUGCAAGGCAACCAAAUCUUGGUCUUCCCACCUCAAACUCCUGUAGAACACGGCGCCGUUCAACUCACCACGUCGUCGGCCGACGGCAACAAAAUUUUUAUGUGUCAUUGCGGCAAAGCUUUCUCCCACAAGAGCAUGAGGGACCGUCACGUCAACAUGCACCUCAACCUCCGUCCCUUCGACUGUCCCGUCUGCAACAAGAAGUUCAAGAUGAAGCACCACCUCACCGAACACAUGAAGACCCACACCGGCCUCAAGCCCUACCAAUGCGACGUCUGCGCCAAAAAAUUCAUGUGGCGCGACAGCUUCAUGCGUCACAAAGGUCAUUGCGAACGACGACAUCGUUUGGCCGGGGUGUUGCCGGUCCCACCCGUUCUUACCGGGGUGGCCAAGAAGGAGCAAGGGUUGGGGGGAGGAGAAGGGGAUUGGGGGAGGGAAGGUCCCGGUGGAGGGUCACCUCGGGGGGAGGUGGGGUUCGGCGGGGGGAAGAUGUGA